GCGGAGCGAAGGCGGCACCGCCUCCCUCAUCUCCUCCUCCUGAACUCGGUCCCCGGCCAGAGCGCCUGGGGAAGGUGCCGUCCUUCCGGAACGGGAAGAGGCGGGCGCAGGCUGGCGCGAAGAGGUGCUGGGCAACAUGCUUCAGGAAGGCGCCCACGGGCGGUGGACUGUGUCUAGCAGUGAGGACAGCACUGAAGAGAAUUCUGACAGCGAAAAGCCCUCGACGUCCUCGCUGCCGUGUGCCCAGCGCAGUGAAGCGAGUGCGCCGCAGUACCUCUGCUCUGAGGCCAGGAGGGCCGCUCACAAAAGGAAGGCUUCUCCGCUGAAGUUUGUUGACACGUGUCUCCCUGCGCAUACACCUCCUGCAGAAAAGCAGAGGCCUGGCCAGGAGGGCUUGGGAUGGUGCCUUUCUAGUAGCGAUGAAGAGCCUGAAGACCAGGUGAAGCAUGCCAGCAAGGAAACACCGAAAGAGGAAAAGUGCGAUGCACCCAGAGAGCAACCUCGGAGUCAUUGCAAAGAUGAACAUUCAAAGGGUGUGAAAGCAGAGGACUAUAAUGAAGCACCUGGUGAACCCCAAGAUACCUGGGAUUUGCUGAGUGGAGGGAACCCUUUUGGGUUUUUUCUCACCAAAGUUAGGGGAAUUGAGCAGAGCUAUAAUUCUGGAGCCCUGCACAUAAAAGAUAUUUUGUCUCCUCUUUUUGGGACCCUUGUAUCUUCUGCUCAGUUUAACUACUGUAUAGACGUGGCAUGGCUCGUAAGACAGUAUCCACAGGAAUACAGGAAGAAGCCACUGCUGAUAGUUCAUGGUGAAAAGAGAGAGUCCAAAGCUGAACUACUUGCACAAGCACGCCCUUUUGAGAACAUUAGCUUCUGUCAGGCCAAGCUGGAUAUUGCAUUUGGAACUCACCAUACGAAAAUGAUGUUGUUAUUAUAUGAAGAAGGUUUUCGAGUUGUGAUACAUACAUCCAAUCUUAUUGCUGAAGACUGGCACCAGAAAACUCAGGGAAUGUGGCUAAGCCCUUUAUAUCCAAGGCUACCUCAGGGAUCAUCUGAUUCUGCUGGUGAAUCUGAAACUAAUUUUAAAUCUGACUUAAUAAGUUACUUGAUGGCUUACAAUUCUCCUGUGCUCAAGGAAUGGAUAGAUCUGAUUCGAGAGCAUGAUUUAUCAGAGACAAGAGUGUAUCUGCUUGGUUCUACCCCUGGACGAUAUCAAGGUAUUGAUAAAGAGAAGUGGGGUCAUCUUAGGCUCAGAAAGCUUUUGAAAGAGCAUACUUCAUCAAUACCAGCACAGGAAUCUUGGCCUGUUGUAGGACAGUUCUCAAGCAUUGGUUCCCUGGGAGCAGAUGGGUCCAAAUGGCUGUGCUCAGAAUUCCAGGAGAGCCUGGUGGCUGCAGGCAGUGGUGUGUCAGCUCUUCUUAAAUGUGAUGUUCCAAUUCAUUUGGUUUAUCCUACUGUGAACAAUGUGAGGCAAAGUCUGGAAGGCUAUCCUGCUGGUGGUUCCCUUCCAUACAGCAUACAGACAGCACAGAAACAGCUGUGGUUACAUUCCUAUUUUCACAAAUGGUCAGCAGAAGUCUCUGGUCGAAGUCAUGCCAUGCCUCACAUCAAGACAUACAUGAGACCUUCUCAUGACUUCCAGAAGAUUGCAUGGUUUUUAGUUACAAGUGCCAAUCUAUCUAAAGCAGCAUGGGGAGCUCUGGAGAAAAAUGGCACCCAAUUGAUGAUCCGUUCAUAUGAACUUGGAGUCCUUUUCUUGCCUUCAGCAUUUGGAUUGGACAACGGUUACUUCCAUGUGAAAGGGAAAAUGCUUUCAGAAGGUAAAGAUUCAGCAACAUCUUUUCCUGUGCCAUUUGAUCUGCCUCCAGAACAGUAUGGAAGCAAAGACCAGCCGUGGAUUUGGAAUAUUCCUUACACUAGUGCCCCUGAUACGCAUGGAAAUAUGUGGGUUCCGUCAUGAAUGUUUCCAGUGUUUUGUGACGUUUCACUUGCUGACACUGAGCCUGCAAGACUAAUGCAAGACUGCUUAUUUCUUUCUUAAAGCUGUAAUGUCUGCUAAAAAGGCUAUGUUGAAGUUGAAAGGUAAAUGUUGAUAAUGGAGAGAUUCUUGAAGAAUUCAUAACAAUAAAUGAACUUGUAACUGCAUUUUUAAAAGUAACUUUUUGUAUGUCUUCUCAUUAGUUCUCUUUCCAGUAUACUUUUCAACACUGAAAGCAGACUGUUCUCAGAGAUUCUCUCAGUAUUUUUAGCAGUAGUGGAUUUAAAUGUUAUUGUUUUGAGUGUCUACCAGUUGGCCUCAGCAGCUCUUAAAAAAAAUUGUGUUAAGUUUAAAUAAAGUCAACCUUGUUUAUGUA
This is a messenger RNA of Tympanuchus pallidicinctus (lesser prairie-chicken), 2351 nucleotides long. It is a transcript of the gene TDP1, whose product is annotated as tyrosyl-DNA phosphodiesterase 1. Lineage: Eukaryota; Metazoa; Chordata; Aves; Galliformes; Phasianidae. Gene Ontology annotation, molecular function: 3'-tyrosyl-DNA phosphodiesterase activity; single-stranded DNA binding; double-stranded DNA binding. Gene Ontology annotation, biological process: double-strand break repair; single strand break repair. Gene Ontology annotation, cellular component: nucleus. The record is from RefSeq and is a predicted model, not a curated record. Bases 137 to 1957 code for a protein of 606 amino acids. The transcript has 16 exons.